Suillus subaureus is the source of this 3405-nucleotide messenger RNA. RefSeq lists its product as uncharacterized. The coding region runs from base 1 to 3405 and encodes 1134 amino acids. The record is from RefSeq and is a predicted model, not a curated record. The transcript is spliced from 5 exons. Lineage: Eukaryota; Fungi; Basidiomycota; Agaricomycetes; Boletales; Suillaceae.
AUGGCGCUCCAAUCUCGUCCGGUGCCUAUGAAUGCUUCACCACAUCACUCCAAGGUCAAGGUGUCCCUGACGCUAUCUGACCCCAUAUUCGUGGCUGGCAACAAUGUUUCUGGAAAAAUGGAAGUUGAAUGUCGCGGUGAUGGUGAAUGCGGUCUUGGAAUUGGUCUUAUGAUGGUCGAGUUAUUCGCCGUCCAAGAAAUUACGUCUCGUGACCACUCAGGCACUUCCACCUUUAUCCACUCCCGCAGACUGUUCCAAGGACCAGGACUCCCGCCAUCGAAUGCGAUCCAAUCUGACUUUGAUCCUCCACCUGGAGAAUCCCUCCUUCCGGCCCAUCAUUACCCUGCACGUCGUGGUCUCACUACAUUUUUCUUUCGCUUUCCUCUCCCGCCUUCGUCCCCCGCCUCAAUAUCAUUCGGUCCUGCUCAAAUACGAUAUGAAAUACGAGCGAGCGUGGGCGUUGCUUGGAGAGGAGAGAAGCGUCUCGUGACUGAUCACCAAAACGUCAACGUAGUCGAAUAUUGCGAUACCCGAGCACCGUCGAAGCGCCCUCAAGGCUUCGCUGUCGCCGAGGGUGGAAACAUUUGGGCCCAAGCUUUUGUCAUGAAUGGUCCCAUCGUCGCUGGGGAGGUCGCUUGUGUCGAGUUGCACCUGAAGAAUCAUUCACUCAACUGGACGUCUGGGGUUACACUCACACUUUCUCGUGAACUUCGACUAUCGUCACCCUCUGCGGAUAAGGACGCGUUUAAAAUAACCGACACAGUAACUGAGGUCGAGUUCAGGGGUCACGAGUAUAUGGUCCCCCCUGACAUCGAAGGCAUUGCCAACUUAGUGAUUAAUAUUCCUCGGUCUUCUCGUGGAUCUCGCGGCGGUGCUCGCGUCGGUGAGGAUGCAAACCCAACUGACUGUUUGUUCGAAGUUCUUUGUAGCCUGAGACUCCGGAUUGAUAUGCCUAUUGGGAGCGAGCCUGUCAUAAUUAUAAUUCCGCUGGUCAUUUACCAUCCUUUGGCCGUACCUAGAGCACAUGCGUCACCCUACGCCGUCCCUGCAACUUUACCACAGCCGUAUGCAUCACCUCCUACACACGCUUAUCCGCUCUCACCGCCUCCUGGUGCAUCCUACGUGGAUCCUCAUUUUUCAUCACAGCAAUACGACCCACUACAUACGUACUGGCCACCACCGUCUCUAAUUGCGGAUUAUAAGUCUUUCACUCCUGCAUUUUCGGAGCAGUAUUAUCCUCGGGAUUCAUUUUCAUCUAAUCCGCACUUCCAACACUAUAUACCACUACCACCUCGACCAGCAUCGGCCGAACCUCACCCUCAGAUGCCUUUCCUCGCGGAUUCGGAAGAGGGUAAAGGCACUCGUGCAUCUCGCAUUUCCCAAACGCUGCGUCUAUCCUCUCGACACCGCUCAGUCUCCCCACUAUCGCACAGGUUUCCCUUGUCUCAGCCCUCUGCUCAACACGUGUCCCCUGGUCGCUCGCACCCUGGCACAAUCCAGAUCCCCACCCUCCCUAAUCCUCACGACUCUCAAAGUGUAUUGCACUCACCACGCCCCAUCCCUUCACCAAAACAGUCCUACUUAGGCCCUUCUCCACGCAGCGAAAAUGUGUGUGCCUUGGAACGCAUGGCAGACGAAGUCGGCAGGCAUAGCGGCGAUCUAAGCGCAGAUCUUCCAAAGUGCGCGGCAAAUGUAGACUCGAACGUAGACAAGACGCUCCCUAUUCCUCCUGUUCCCUCCGGUAAACGACCAUUACGUGUUCAACAGCACGUCCGGGCAGCAUUUCCCGAUACUACUGUUCCCGCUCGCUCUGUGCCCAAGCCUGAGUUGGAGCUCGCUUUUCCCCCUCCACCGACGCCACCACUUGCAGCUAUAACUCCUGUGAAAUUCCCGCGCGCACCGGCUGAGUUAUCUGGCCUGAGCACUAAGUACGCCAAGGGCGUCCUGCAAGAGAGCGGCCUGGACGCCCUCGAGCGACGCCUGCUUGCGGAGGUAGGGACACGCCGUCAAGACAUAGGUGAGCUGCGCCCGGACGUGCGCAGCGUGGUGCAGCCAAUCAAGAUUCCAGCCAGUGGGGCUCCCGCGGGUGUGAAUGACAGCGCCAUAUCGAGCCUGACACUUGCAGAUCGUGACGCUUUCUUGCGAGGUAACGAAGACGAACGAGAGCAAGAGCAGGAUCAUGAUUCGGAUGAGAGGACGCAACACCGAGGUGGCCGUCACAGCCAGAGUGAUGAUGAACGCGAGGUACGCACCCAGAGGGGACGGGGAAGAGCGAAGAGCAAAUAUAGCGAUGAGGACGAUGAGAGGCGGGUCGCGCAGAAGCGGGAGCGGAAGAGAGGCAAGGAGGGCGAUAUGCGGAAACUGCGCAGUGAGGUUAAAGGGCGGAUUGCAGCAUGGCUAGGGGAGAUCGACACAAGCCCACCGCUUGUGGAUGAUUCGUUAUCUACGAUGUCGCCCACUGCAUCCCACUUCGUUCCCAUCACUGACAACGAGCCUUUCGCGCUACCACCAUCAUCGGAAGACCUGUUGCCCUCGUCUGGCGAUCAAGAACCUGCAGGAACAUCAAUCAACGUCGACGUUUCUGCAACUCCCAACCCACGCUCAUCUGGCUUUGUGACUAUUUCCACGCUCAAGGCUGCUUGCACUCGACACUCUACUACGCCUGCACCGGAAAAUAUGCAUAGUAGCUCUGAUGCGGAAAAGAAAAAUCUCGCUGCGGAGUCGUUGGUACCGGGUCCAAUCUUGAGAAGGAUGUCGGCAGGCCAGUCAACCAUUGCAACACCUAUUGGGAGCACACCUCUUGCAGGACCGAAAUCCCCCGACACCGCAAGGGCUGAUCCCAUGGCUGUAGUUGCUCGUCAUUUCUUAUCGCCUCAUCACCCCCGCUAUUCCCCUCAACCGCUUGGCCCAGGGGUGAAGUAUGACGUCCGCUCUGCACGCGGAGGGAAAGGCGGCAGGGUCACUGAAGUUGCUUCGCUGUGGGCCGCAAAAGCGGAUACGAUGCAGACACAGGCAAAGCAAAAUGGGGCUUCUCAGCCCAUGAAGAAACUUGUUAACCAUGGUGGAAAGUUACCCGUCAAGUCCUCGCUGUCAACAUCGCAAACCCAUGGUCCGGCCGAUACGAGCAGGGAGGGACGCGGGAAGGCUACUAAAGCCACAACAGUUCCUGCUGUUAUUUCAUCGUCUCAUGCCGUGCCCAUGCUUUCGUCUACCGCUUCUCUUGCUCGUGCAUCACCCAACCCCCGGACUCCAGCAUCUCGCCCUCUACCCCCAAUGAUUUCGGAGACAAUAUCAGAUCUUAGAAGUGUUGUUAAAACUCCCAUUCCCAGAGUUACUCGCACCCCUGGUGACCUUGGAUUUGGUCAGGCGCGUCUCAGGGACUUAAUCAAGAAAUAUCAAGGAUAA